Molecule: messenger RNA, 1029 nt
Organism: Guyanagaster necrorhizus
Lineage: Eukaryota; Fungi; Basidiomycota; Agaricomycetes; Agaricales; Physalacriaceae
Exons: 4
Coding region: 312-971 (219 amino acids)
Source: RefSeq, a predicted model, not a curated record
UAGACAAUGUGGACACCGUACGUACGUAAUACGAAGUAAUUUUCUUCUAAGCAUCAAUAGGUUUCCUUGCAGGACAUCAUACCUUCGCAUAGUUUUCUCGCAAAGCCACUGACUCUUUGGCCGGUCGAUCUGCUGCCUUCAAAGGAUGGCAGAGUACAACCCGCAAAAGUCAAAGUCCCCGUCAGAACCUGGCCAUGCCGAUACACUGAAACCUUCUGCCUCUCAUCUGCAACACGAAGGAAGGAACACUCGCAGAACGACACACCGAAUGGCUGCGACGGAAACCUCAUCGGAUCAGGGAAGGCACGAGGAUGAUCUUUCAAAGAAAAAUUCGCGGGGACCUCCAGCCAAAACCUCCAAAAAUAUUGAUGGAUAACAAAAAUGACAUUCCACGUGAGGUCAAAUUCCAGAUACAACCGUACACAACCACAAAGGCAGCUCACCCACCCAUCGGUUUUCCCCAUACUUCAGGGCUUAUUAGGGAACUUACCACCGUUGUACAUCCUGAUGGUGAUGGAGAGAUUUUACGUGAUGAAGAUAUCUAUCUUGCUCAUCGUGCUGCUUGUUCAUCCAGGUAUCCGGUAAGAGAUGGUGUAAUCAAGGAUAGUAAAAGACAAUUAUCGAAUUCUAAAACCUUCAUGACACCAACUAAAGCCUACAAAAUCCGUAGCAUGUGCCUCUUCCAUAUGAAAAUAUUGGUUUUCUUGGUGCAUCUUCAAAUUUUCGAUGGUAUGUGCCAUGUCUUGGCAGUGUUCAGCUUUACCAACAGUGCAAAAUAUGCCUACCGAUCCACAGCCGAGUUUGCCAGACAUGUCACGGAUAGUGGCGAAGCCCAUCCCAGUCGCAAACCUUUUCCUGAGCUUCACAGGCCCGCCUCGCCUGUAUGGAGCCAUGAUUAUGAACUUGAUCUCCAUCGGCGAAACCUGGAGAUUCAGUCAAAUGAAAAAAUCUGGACCGUAACCAAAUCAUGAGCUUCAGUUCUCAGGUAUCCAACACCAAUUUAUUCAAGGAAGAGGUGUAAGUAUCGGC